Molecule: messenger RNA, 1182 nt
Organism: Phytophthora sojae
Lineage: Eukaryota; Oomycota; Peronosporomycetes; Peronosporales; Peronosporaceae
Exons: 2
Coding region: 1-1182 (393 amino acids)
Source: RefSeq, a predicted model, not a curated record
AUGCCGUUGACUCUAUAUGGCAUCGCUCGUAGUGGCCGGCUGGGGCUGAUUCGUGAGUAUUUCGACGUCAUUCCAAGUUCUCCUACGGUAAUCGCCGCGGCGGCAGCUGAAGGCCAUCUGCACGUGGUUCAAUGGAUUUAUAGACAGUUGAUCGGCGGUGAGCGAUGGUGGGGGGCAGUGGAUGCACUCAGGGCGGCCGCUCGCAAUGGACGGUUGGGGGUUCUGGAGUGGCUAAGAUUCGAAUACAAACCGAGUCUUGAGGUCAUCAAUAUGAUUGCAUAUGAGGCUGGUAGAAGUAGAAAAUUGCCGGUUGUGCAGUGGAUGCUAGAUGCGUUCUCUGGUGUGGGGGGAGAGGUAACCCUUGGCGCUGCUCUCGUGGCCGGACAGGAUGAAGUGGAGGAGUAUUUGACGAGUAUUUGGGACGAGGAUACUCGCUUGAAUGCGUUCGGCACGGCAUUGGAGAUAAAAUCUACGAAUAACGACGCUGCUCGGGUGAAAGAGCUAGUACAGCAAUGCAGACAGUCUAAUGUUCGGCAGGCGCUAGUUGAUCAAGAUGUGUCGCUGAGCCUAGCGGACAUUGCGGACUUGGAUAACGUGUUAGAGAGAACGGUUAUCGUCGAUCGGCUGGACGUAGCAGCCCUUUACAUCGAGGCACACAGGAUGCACUCGUCGGACGGUCUUGGGGUGGCACUUGGCGCGGCUGUUGCUCUCAAUCUACUCGAUUUCGUUCAGCUUCUUUACACCAAGUGCGAGGUGGACGACGUUCGGUCCGCGCUGGAUGAAGCUGUCGAGAAUGGCUACUGGGACAUCGUUAAACUUGUGUACGAGCGGUGCAGCCCUCGUCGCAUCAGUUGGGCGUUGCAGCAGGCGGCUUCAUGCUGCCGAUGGGAUGUGGUGCACGUUCUGUAUGCGAGCUGCGAAGAAGGUAGCUUCAACAUCGGAAGGGCAUCGCAACACGCUGUAGCAAGUGGCGAACCAGAAAUGGCGAAACUUCUGCGCCAGAAGUGCAAGCAGUAUGACGUUGAGUUGGCGCUAUAUAGUGCAGUGGAAAACGAUCGUUGGGAAAUGGUGAAGGUCUUGUACGGCGCAUGCAGAACUUACUGUGUCAACGCCGCUAUGAGGAAGGUAGCGAGUCAAUCGCGGUGGGAUCUGGUCGAGUUGAUGUAUGCCAACGCCGGGUAG